CUCCCAUUGGCCCGGGCGCGCCGGAAGCGGCGCCUAACGGACGCGGCCCGCUCCCCGCUCCCUUCGGCUGCCGCUGCCGCUCCUGCCCGGCCGCGGCCUGCCCCAGGAGUGGCAUGUAAGAAAAUUUUCAUCUGAAAACAGAAAAUGGCUUCAAGAGGAACAACAGAGACUAGUAAACUAAAACAAAACUUGGAAGAGCAGUUGGACAGAUUAAUGCAGCAGCUUCAAGAUCUGGAGGAAUGCAGAGAGGAGCUAGAUGCAGAUGAGUAUGAAGAAACCAAAAGAGAAACUCUGGAACAGCUGCGUGAGAUCAGUGACUCCCUGAAGAAGAUUAUGUCUGGAGAUAUGACUUUGGUGGAUGAGCUCAGUGGGAUGCAACUGGCAAUACAAGCAGCCAUCAGCCAAGCAUUUAAAACUCCAGAAGUAAUUAGAAUGUUUGCAAAGAAACAACCAAGGCAACUGAGGACAAGGUUGGCAGAGAUGGACCGAGACUUAAUGGUUGGGAAACUGGGACGAGACCUCUACACGCAGCAGAAAGUGGAAAUCCUGACUGCUCUCAGGAAGCUUGGUGAGAAGCUCACCCCAGAUGAGGAGACCUUCUUGUCAGCAAAUGCUGGUGCAGCUCUGAGCCAGUUUGAGAGAGUCUCCACUGACCUUGGAUCAGGAGACAAAGUCUUUGCUCUAGCAAGUUUUGAAGUAGAGAAGGCCAAACAAUGAAGAGGUGCGUGAGGCUUGUGUCUCUCCAGUUAUCAGCAGCAUUGGACUUCUGUCAUACUGCAUUUGGUUUUUCUACUUUUAACAUAUUGGGGAAAAAAAGGAAGGCAAACCAAAACACAAACCCUAAACCUCUUGGGUUUUUAACCAGAAGAUAUGAAGCAAACAGCCUUAAGUGCACUUUGGAACCCUGGUGUCUGUAACCCUUAGUAAUAUAAGCUCUGAGGCUGAACACUAAGUGGUACUCUAAAAACAAAAGCAUGGUCUGACUGCCUUUGGAAAGAAUCAGCUAUUUUCAACUUUUCUGAGUGUGUAUUUCUCUAACUAUUAAAACAUAAUCUUUUUGCAUGUGGUUAGAGCAAGCAGAUCCUUCUCUGGAGCAGUCCUGACAGGCAAGUGGUUGUUUUGGGGUGAUUGUUCAUGUUGCUUUCAAGUUUGUCUGGACUCCAUAACUUUGUCUGAACUCAAAUACUAAGUAGUUUGUACUGGGAAUAUGUUGAAGGCCUGAAAAACUGACAUUGUUUAUUUGAAAUGCCAUCUUUCCACAAACUAUUUGCAGAACCCAGAUGAGACUGGAUGUUCAUCACUGGCCCUUGGCUGCUUGUUUGCUGUGCAGAUGAACGAGCAUUAUUGUGUCCUAGCCUAGCCUGAGAAACAAUGGAAGCCCUGUAGGGAGGCCUCUGGAGUAAUUUAACCUUGUGUAUUGAAAUGACAGGGAAUGGCUAGGAAAUGGCAAUGAGAAGCCCUUUCUGUGACCUCUUUAGCUCUGGGUAUUACAACUACAUGCUAUCAUUAUUUCCUGGUAUAGCUGGGAUAGCAUGAAAUAGCUUGCAAGCAGAAACAAGUUGAAAAAGGGCUGGAGGGGGAAAGCUCUCAUUACAUAUUCAAUGCAAGUGUUGCUCAGUCUAUUUAUCAGAUGGUGGAGCUGUGGAGAGAGAGGAUCUGUGCCUCCACAAAGAAGUUAGAAUCCUGAAUAAUUGUCAGGGUGUUGGGAGACUUAAGAUCACAUAUUGUUGAAUUUUUAUCUCCCAGUGUGAAGAAACUGCUUGGGAUAUGUGGUUAACUUCCAAAUUAACUGGGGAUUUUUUUGGUGAAACCCAUGUUAGGCAUCUUGUUCUUAAGCUACUGACUGCUUCACACUCUCAUUUGGUAGGUGUUAGCAUUUUGUGUGAGCUGACUGGAAGCCUGUUUGUCACUGAGAACGUUUUCAGCUGAAGAAAUGUGCAUUUCAAGCCCGCUCUCCCCUUGGCAUAUAUUCAGAUGCUGACCUCAUGAUGUUGGUAACCAAAAAAAAAAGGCAUUUAUCAACUGAAUUUUAUUCCUGUUCCUCUUCUUAUUUUACCACUAGCUAAAGAAAAGUAUACAGCUUCUAGCUGGAAAAAUAAAAGGGGGGUGAAUAAUUCAAAAGUAUUUAAUGCAAAGAAACCACUUAUCUCUUUCUGUGCAAAACGUUAAACAUUAGACAGUUUGGGAUCCUUUAGUCUGUAAGUUUUAAUGGGGAGUUAGUGCUUCCUUUCUUUGGAGAGCUUCAGAUGAGGAGGAAGUGUUACAAAAUCUCAUUGGCAAGGGGAGUGCUUGGCUGUGUGUGGUGACAUGCUAUUAUUAUCUGGCACCCCUGAGAAGUGUGAUUUGCCAGUCACAGAUACACUCAGUUCCCCUUCUUAGAAGAUGGGGCAGAAAUGCAUCAAGAGAAGAAAGCUGCCAUUGUGCUGCUUAAACUCCACAUAUUAUCUGGGGUUUAUCUCAGUGAUAAUUUUUUCCAUAGAUGAGAGCAAAGUACAAGAACCAAAUGCCACAGAGGUUGAUGCUAACUCAGCAUAUGAUAUUAAAAAGAGGUUGAACAGAGAUCUCACCUGCAUUGCUACAGUGAUAGGUGUGUGUAUCUGCAGGACAAACAGAUUUUGUGCUGGUUUUAGUGAUUUAGUAUAUUUCCAUGUGUCUCACUUAAGUUUGAAGCAUGCUAAUGAUCUGUGAAAUGUGAUAGAUGCUGUCACAGUUAGUUCCUGGAAAGACAAGGAUGACAGUAUUACUGGAAAGAGCAGAAUUCCUAGGGAAGAAGACAUCUUGUUUCUGUCUUGUUAGUGCUUUGAAUCGUAAAAAAUGAGAAAUGUGCUUAAAGGACAACAGUGAAAUUAUUUUAGUAAUGGUUUAUAAAGCAUCUUGCAACCCCAAAUAUGGGGUAGAUUCAGUUUGAGUUCAUGGUGGAAUGGCUGCUCUGGCAACAGUGCGGUUGAACCUGCCUUUGCUAGCAAUGGAGGUGACCCACUGCUUUGAUGCAGCCUGUGUUUAACGGAGGAGAACUACUGUGGUUUACCUAUCACAUCUAUGUCUUAGGAUUUUAUAGCUAGGCUUGAGCUUCAGUGAGAGCUGCUGGUAAAUUGAGUAGAGUGGAAAUAGUCUUAAGUGUGGAUUGCAAUGUUCAUCUCCAUAUCACAUAGAGACUAAGUGGGUAGUGUAGGCUCAGAACUAAAAAUUAACAUGAUCAGUGAUUUAGGUUGCACUUAUGGGGUGUAAAAAAAAUACUUUAUAAGUAAGCAAGUGUAAUUGUGAAGUAGGACUGGAGUAGUGUCAGCCAGGAAUUGUGUGGGUUAGAAUGUCUUUUGAUUUUAAUAGAUUGUCCUUUUGGAAAUGUAGGCAGCAAGACAAUGUCGUUGAGGUCUUUGAUGGAACUUUUUUUUUUGGCUUUCUUUUUUUAAGAAGCUUUGACUUAGGUUGGGUCUUUCUGUCCAUUACAACAGAACUAUUUUCCUGUCUGGGUCAGUAUUGUGUUCUCUGACAAAGGCUGUGAUUGCAGCUUUAUAGCUGAGAGCAGCUUAUUAAAAGGCAUUAUUAGACAGUCUAAAAUUAUUGAAAACAAAACAGUCCAUGGGGACCGUAGCUGCCUUCUUUUCCUUUCUGCUCAUUACUGGUGCUAAGUAACUCUUCUCCCCCCACAGCCCCCAACCUGCUUGCAGCAUUAGUAUGCAAAUUAAAUCUCUCAGUGCUCCCACAGAUCUCUGUAAGUUUACAGUAUAAUGAUAUGGAAAUCUUUUUCCUUGUAGUGGGGAAGGUGUAUGUUUCCAGGAGAAACUCUUGUUUUGUUGAUUGGCAAAUAUUUCAGGAUUCUUUCUGUACUGCAGGCAGUUGUACAAUUCCUAUUAAACCAAUUCUUGACUUAA
Pogoniulus pusillus (Red-fronted tinkerbird) is the source of this 3872-nucleotide messenger RNA. It is a transcript of the gene LZIC, whose product is annotated as leucine zipper and CTNNBIP1 domain containing. The transcript is spliced from 7 exons. Gene Ontology annotation, molecular function: beta-catenin binding. NCBI's taxonomy places the organism in Eukaryota, Metazoa, Chordata, Aves, Piciformes, Lybiidae. The record is from RefSeq and is a predicted model, not a curated record. The coding region runs from base 145 to 717 and encodes 190 amino acids.